AUGAUUUCUGAAAAAUCAGGACUUGUAGUCCCUGUUGUCCUAUGGGGGCCUAAGCCCCCUCGAAGUCGAAUCAAACAAAUUUCAUCAAUACGAAAUGGCAAAAUAAUUCUGACGGGAAGUGAAGAUGGAAUUGUAAUGCAAUGGAUUGUAGACGAAUCACUUGGAUGGAUCCAACCACAAAUGGUUAUGUUGGCCCACAAAACUUGUAUAAGCUGUAUAUCUCCUAAUUCGACAUCUGUUUCGGCAUCGAAGUUCAUCUCAUGUUCAGAAGAUGGGCAUAUUUGUCUUUGGGAUUCUGCUGAUGGACGGAUAAUAGAUAGUAUGAGAACGAAUUAUGUUCAUAGGAAAAUGAAACCCUAUGUAAGUUAUCUUUUGUCCAUUUGUCUGACAGAUUUCCUAAAAUUCUUGGAAUUUGCCCUCAAAUUUACGAAAUAUUUCCUUCUUUUCAAGGCUUGUAAAAAUCUCCACGAAAUUCUUUUUUGUGUUGGUGACUAUACCGAUGUUGUUGCAAUUCAUCCACAUGAUUUGAAUGUCCUCUAUACCCUCAAUUCGCGUGCUGAACCAGAUUGGCUGAAUUCUAUUACUUUGGUUAAACCAAACGACAAGAUUGACGUCCUAAUUGGUGUAUCUUUAUCUGGUGUUGCCAAACUUUGGUCCUUAAAUGAAUUAAAUAUGAAGGAUAACACAACAAAUAUUUUAUUUGAAGGAGAAUCGAAAUUUAUAGCACCUAGGAAUGUACAUAGUAUAACUUGUUCAGAGAAGAAUGUUAGAAUGAUGUUGGUUGUAUGUGCUAAUUCUUGGCAGGUUAUUGAUCCCAGCACCCUCGGCCAAUUAGUAGUCUCCGAAUGUGCUAUUGAAGCCCUGGAAGGAAUGAUUGUAGACAUUGAUAAAGUAGCUAUUGGAUUUGCUGAUUCAACAAUUGUUUUGUUUCAUAAAUUGGUUGGUCGACAGAUUCGUGAGCGUUUUGGUGAGAAGCCUUCAAACAUUGCUGGAAUUGAACAACCCUUUGUUUUUGCUCUUUUAAAAAGUGUUGCUUCUCCAAAUUUACAGCCUCUUCUAAACCCGGUUAAAUUUUUCUUCGAUUCAAAACUUUCUUCUGAUAAAACUCAUCGCCAAAUUACAUAUCGGUUGGAUGAACAAAGCUCUUCAAUCAGUUUUUGGCAUGUUCCAAAAAAUUUGGAAUUGUUGGUUAGCGAGUUUGUGAGAACACGACGUCCAAUAGGUUUGUCUUUUUUGUUAAAAAUUUCUAUAUUUUUUAAAGUUUAUGAACCAACGAUUAGACAGUGUCUUUCUGACGCUUGGAGUCGACUUUCCCCAACCCCUCCAGCAAUUGCUAAUUUUGAGUCUGGAUCCACCAUCCAAGCCACUAUUUAUGUGUCUACACAAGAUAAAUUGUUUCUUGGAAGAAGUGACGGUUCAAUAAUGACUAUGAGUGCUUGUCAAGUAAUAAUGGUUGCAUUAUUGGAUGGUUACAAUAACGAAUCCACCCAAUUCAAAAUACUCCCAAAUGGUCAUUCUAGUUCGGUGACUUGUUUUCUUUAUCCUUUUGCUGAAAGCAAUAGAUAUGAUCCAAAUUUAUUACUUUCUGGUAGUGCUGAUUUUUCUGUUAUUGUUUGGAAUGUGACAAAUGACGAAAGGCUUCAUCGUUUUUCUUCACAAGGGGGAACUAUUACUCAAUUGCUUGUUCCACCAGUUAAUUGCAAUACAAAAUUACUGGAUUGUGUGUGUUGUAUUGCUGCAGACAAUUCUGCAUGUUUUGUUAGUUUAAAAAAGCUUCGAUGUGUUCUUCUUGCUAGCAGACAACAAUUUCCUAUUGUUGAUAUUCGUUGGCGUCCUUUAAGUGAUCAAAUUUUGUUAAAAUGUGAAGAUGAUUCUGUUUAUGUUUGGAAUAUUGAAACAGGUGUACUUGAUCAAGUAAUAACUGGAUUAGCUUCUGAUGAGAUUUUGAUGAACUCUUCUACUGAUGAGCAACUUGGCUUCGGAUCAGAAGAUGAAAAUUCUUUUGGCACUGCUUCACAAACAGCUGUUCAAAUGCUUCGGGCACUUAAACAAAAGGAUAUGGCAGCGAUGAAAAAAAUAAUUGCUGGACAACAUGGAACAGACAAAGAAAAUGAAGAUGAUUUAUCUACUAUUAAUAAUAAUAAUACAAAUUUACACCUCAUAUCUCCUCCCUUAGAAAUUGUACAAAUGUCUACAUGUUCGGAUACAACACAUUUAAUUUUAUUUGAUGUUAAUGCAUUAAUAAAUGGCCUUCUUAUACUCGAUUCAUGUGAUGAUGAAAGAGAAAAUUUUGAUAAAGAAAGAAUUAGCAUAAUAGAUACAAUAACAAAUUAUAAUUGUGAUUCAAAACAUCAAAAUGGGUUGUCAAAUUCAAAUUAUUUAUCAUUAAAAGAAUUGUCAACCAAUAAUUCUUUAAAUGGAAUUUCUUCCAGUAAAAAUAAUAAUAUUUUAUUACAACAACAACCUUCACUUUAUUUGGAUACUGCAAAACUUUUAAUUUCACUUUUACAUGCAUGGGAUAAUGAUGAAUCUGUUGAUGAUAUUGCAAUAAAUAGUUUAAAAUUGUCUAAACCAAAAAUACCUCUAUGUUUUGGUACAAUUUCUAAAGGUUAUGUUUCUCUCUACACACCAUAUUCUUCUGGAAAAAUUCCAGCAUUAGACGAUUUUUCUUUUAAAAGUUUUUCAAAAAAUAUACAUUGGCAAAUGAGUAAAACAUUAACAACAAUUCAUUUACUUGCAGUUGUAUCACUUUCAAAUACUUUAAUGGCUUUGAAAAAUCGUUAUUAUUAUAAUUCUAAAAGGAUGUCUUUAAGACGUUCUCCUUCUUCCAAAUCAACAGAAGAACAAUUAAGUGAAUGUGAAAGUCACAAAGUUAAACAAAGUUGGUCAAAUAUUGCUGCAUUACAUUGUAUUCUUUUACCUGAAAGAAUAAAACCUAAAAAUUCUUAUGCUUCUCCUAAACUUGAUAUGCUUGCAAGAAAAUGGCAAGACAGUUGUAUUGAAAUUCGCGAUGCUGCACAAGCUCUUUUAAUUAGAGAAUUGAAUCGACUUGGUCCAGAAGGCCGUCAACAAUUAAUCAAAAAAUGGGCCAAUUUUCUACCUGUAUUACUCGAUCAAUCAAUUUCUAUUUUUUCAACACAAAAUGCUUCGACUACAAAUCCACCUUCUAAAAAUUUGAAUAAUUCCGCCAAUAUCGAAUAUAAUCCAACAGAAUUACAACAAUUAGACUCCUUAUCAGCAAUUUCAAGUACAAGAAUAUCUUCAGCAUCAUCAGUAUCUUCUUCAAAAAGUCCACCACCACCACGUCCAAGUGUUCCACCAAUACCUCCAAGAUCAUCAAAUUCUACACCUUUACCACAAGUUUUGCCUUUAACAUCUAUUGAAGACAAUAAUUCUUCUUCUUGUGAUUUUUCAACAACUACAGCAACAACAACAAAUAAUUAUUCACAUAAAAUAUGUGUUAAUCAAAGUAGUAAAAGUACUUCAACAAUUAGUGGAGGAGGAGAAGGAGGGGAAAAUAAUACUAAUAGUGAUGUUACUGAACAAACAACAACUAUUGCUUUCGCUUCGUCUUAUAAUACUUCAACAGAAAAUCAACAACAAUUGGAAAAUUCUUCUACAAUACUUAAUGAUCAAUUAUAUUUGGGUGGAAUUAAUCAAAUACGCAGAAAUCAGGCAACAGCAAUUAUUCUUCUUGGUGUUAUGGGUGCUGAAUUUCCCAAUGAUUUACAACGCCAUUUGGAUAUUUGCCGUGCUACAGCUCAUUCAUUAUUAGAAUUAUUGUUAUCACCUACAACUGUUUAUCCUCCACUUUUAAUUCCUCAAAAUUCACUUUUGAGAAGAGCAGCGAUAGAUUUAUUGGGAAGAGGAUUUGUACUUUGGCAGCCUCAUCUUGAUUUGCCAAAAAUGCUUAUUGGAUUACUCAAUUUAGCUGCAGAGUGCGAAAGGCAUUUGCCCGCUGGACCUCUGCCAUCUGGAGUACAACUCUCACCUGAAGCUGAUGCUUGUCGUACAGCCAGACAUGCUUUAUCACUUAUUGCUUCUUCACGACCUCAAGCAUUAAUUACUGCACUUAAUAUGGAGGUAAUUCGUUAUAAUGCAGUAGCUCAACAUCAAACAAUUCAACAUCCAAUACCCAGCCCUUUAACAAAAUCAAGAAAUGAAGUACUUAGGCUUUUAGAACAAUUAUCAGAAAGGCAAUACAAUUUUGUUGUUGAUUUAAUUGUACAGGUUGGAGAUAUUCUAGUCCAUUGCCUUGAUUUGUCAUUACUUAAACAACGUUCUAUAACAGAUUUAUUCCCUCCUAUUGCAAAAUUUUAUAUGGUUACUUAUUGUCCAACAACACGUCGAUUAGCAUUUGGUGGAAAGAAUGGAACUAUAGUUAUACAUGAACUUAGAUUAUCUAAAUCACAGUCAGUUAAAGCCCACAAUGUUCCAAUCACUGCAUUAGCAUUUUCUGAAGAUGGAAAAUAUUUGGCAGCAUAUGCUGCCCAAGAAGCAAAAAUAAGUUUUUGGCAAACUCAACAAACAUUUUUGGGAAUGGGACAAAGUCAAGUUAGAUGUGCUCGAAUGCAAUCUGCUCCAGGUGAAUUUCCAGUAAUAAGUCCUGGUGGAAGUUAUCAAUUAUUUCGUGCAAGGCUUGUUUGGAUUAAUUCAAAAUCUUUGACAUUAAUGUUACCAAAUGGGAAAGAAAAUAGAUUUAGUGUUUGA
Molecule: messenger RNA, 4710 nt
Organism: Meloidogyne enterolobii
Lineage: Eukaryota; Metazoa; Nematoda; Chromadorea; Rhabditida; Meloidogynidae
Source: the annotation of a GenBank genome assembly